Entelurus aequoreus (snake pipefish) is the source of this 3153-nucleotide messenger RNA. Its product is annotated as protocadherin-20-like. Gene Ontology annotation, cellular component: plasma membrane. Gene Ontology annotation, biological process: homophilic cell-cell adhesion. The record is from RefSeq and is a predicted model, not a curated record. The transcript has 2 exons. The coding region runs from base 84 to 2732 and encodes 882 amino acids. Lineage: Eukaryota; Metazoa; Chordata; Actinopteri; Syngnathiformes; Syngnathidae. Gene Ontology annotation, molecular function: calcium ion binding.
AGUCUGCCCUGGACUCGGCACACAUCAAAAUGCCUGUCUGCUCUCUAAACCUCCUCCCAGUGCUGUAGUGGCAACUUCCAAACAUGCUCGGCAGAAAACACGGCAAAAGAGGCGAAAUAUGGAGUUUUUUCCUCCUCCUGCUGUGCGCCGGCCCUCAUCCCUGCUUCAGCCAAGCAAGAGAAGUGAUCUACAGGAUAAAAGAGGGAUUACCCAAAGGGACCUUCAUAGGAUCCAUUGGAGUGGACUUAAAAUUGGAUUUUACAGUUGACCCCCCCUAUUUAUUCAGUCUGGCUCAAAAGAGGGUCAGUGAGCAGUAUGUGACGCUCAACAAUAGCACCGGGGACUUUUUCACAUCGGCGGCGGAGAUCGACCGGGAGACCCUUUGUCCCGACAACCCCGACGGACGAGGGUGUUUCCUCUCCCUGGACGUCUUUGUGCUCCCCCAGCAGUAUUUUCAGCUGGUCAAAGUCAAAGUCUUCAUCGAGGAUGUGAACGACAACAGACCAAAGUUCCCCGUGGAUGAGGUCUCUAUAUCCAUCCCGGAAAACGCAGCCGUCAAUUCCCGCUACGCGGUGGAACACUCGGCGGUCGACCCCGACCUGGGUCUCCAUGGGGUGCAGACCUACUGGCUGGUGAACGACUUUGGCGUGUUCGCGCUGGACGUCGAGGAGAACGACGGCGGGGAGAGGACGCCCUUCCUCAUUGUGACGGAGUACUUAGACCGGGAGACGCAAGCGGAAUACGUCACGGACAUCAUCGCAGAGGACGGAGGUACCCCUCCUCUUCUCGGUGCGGCCACUUUAAGGAUCCUCAUCCUGGAUGUCAACGAUAACUGUCCUCAAUUCAGAGAAUCUCACCUCAACGUAACUCUGCAUGGGAACACCACCAAAGGCGCAUAUUUGGCACGUCUGCAUGCUUUUGACCCUGACCUCGGCGCUAAUGCUCAGAUCAGCUAUGCUUAUAGUGAACGUGUGCCAAGAGAGACCAGGAGCUUGUUCCAUUUGAACAGAACUACGGGAGUCAUCAGACUCACGGGGAAACUAGACCCGGGAGCAGCCAUGUUUUAUAAACUCACUGUUCUGGCCAACGGAGUCGCUUGUAUUCCUGCCGUGGCCACAGUCACCGUUCGCGUCAUCAAGGUUCUCCUGGGGCCCCCUGCUGUCAUUCCUCGAUACAUCGCCCCGGAAAAGGACGGGGUGGUGAGCAUAAAGGAAUCUGAGCCGGCGUUUUCUCCAAUUGCUUUCUUCACGGUCAAAAACAUCGACGUCAGCCAAAGGGUGGAGUGUCACUUGGAGGGCGCGGGUCCUUUUCAGAUUGGCCCCUACCAGCUCCUCAGGAACGAAUACCUCCUUGAAACCACAAAGCCACUGGAUUACGAGGUCACGCAGGAGUAUAAACUCAUUGUCGUGGCUGAAAACGGCCAAGGACUCGUCAUUAAGACUUUCCUGGAGGUGCAAAUCCUGGAUGAGAAUGACAACGCCCCGGUCUUUGAGCAGUCUUUGGUGGAAUUGUUUCUGGACGAGAACAAUCCCCCCAACACGUAUCUCACCCAGCUCCACGCCACGGACCGGGACAGUGGGAGCCAAGGUGAAGUCGUCUAUCUCCUCGGGGGCGACGCCCCCGGGGUGUUUGUUCUAGACUCGGUGACAGGCAUCCUGACGGUGACCACGUCGCUGGACAGGGAGGAGAAGGAAACAUACCGCUUCGUGGUGAGGGCGGUGGACCAGGGGACCCCGAGGAUGGAGUCCAUCGCUACCGUUGCGGUGUCCGUGCAAGAUCGCAAUGACAACAGCCCGCGUUUCAUCAACAAGGAUUUCACCUUCUUUGUGCCGGAGAACUUUCCGGGUUACGGCGAGAUCGGGGUGCUGUCGGUGAUGGAUGCCGACGCGGGGAAAAAUGCCUGGGUGGCUCUUUCUAUCCUCAACGGCAGCGACAUCUUCAUGAUAGACACCGGCCGAGGAACGCUGAGGGCUAAGACCUCGCUGGACCGAGAGCAACAGGGGACGUACCAGCUCUGGAUCGAGGCGGUCGACGGCGGGGAACCGGCGCUCUCCUCCGUCACCAUGGUGACCGUCCUACUCUUGGACGUCAACGACAACCCGCCAAUCGUCCUCUUCCCGCAGUCCAAUCAGUCCUACAUGCUGGUGCUACCCAGCACCCUGCCGGGGACGUCCAUCACGGAGGUGUACGCCGUGGAUAACGACACGGGCAUGAACGCCGUGAUUGCGUACAGUAUCAUUAAAAGAAAGGGAGGGCAGCCGGGAUCUUUCGCCAUCAACCCAGAGACGGGGAAUAUCACUCUAGAGCGGGAACUCAGCAACCGCGGUCUCUACAGCCUUCUGGUCAAGGUCAGUGAUCACGGUCAGCCGGAACCGCUUUACUCCACAGUCAUGGUCAACUUCUUUGUCAACGAAACGGUGAGCAAUGAGAGCUACAUCAGGACUCUGCUGCCCACCGAGGCGGACGUAGAAACAGAGGAGAGACCCUGGCCCGUGGGUCAGUUGAAGGAAGGACCGGAGCGGUAUGACAUGUUCCCGUGUAAACCUGCCCUCAUUGCGCUCUCCGUGACGUGUCUGGGCCUGCUCUUCUCCCUCGUCACACUGACAGCUUGCGUCUGCUUCAAGAGAGUUCGGAGGCAAAAGACAAACUCGGAAGUGGAGGUACCUUUGAGAAGGAAGAAAGACUCCACGCUGGUCAAGAGUAAGAAGCUCAGACAAGUUUCGAACAUUUGAAGUCUGGUCAAUUGUUUACAAAGAUGUUUACAGCACACACUGUGAGAAGUCAAUUUGGUUCAUUGGUAUUUCUUGGGACACGUUCCUUACUCCGUACAAUCACGGGCCACUUCGUUAAUCCCGUGAGGCCAGGGACGUAAUUUGCGAGGGCAUGUACCUUGCACUUUCUCAAAGGGUACUUUUUACCGCCCAAAAUGUCCAAUUCGUCCAAAAUAACCCAAGCUGUCCAACCUACUCAGUGGCUUAGUGGUUAGAGUGCCCGCCCUGAGAUCGGUAGGUUGUGAGUUCAAACCCCGGCCGAGUCAUACCAAAGACUAUAAAAAUGGGACCUACUGAUUCCAACCCUCAGCAUCAAGGGUUGGAAUUGGGGGUUAAAUCACCAAAAAUGAUUCCCGGGCGCGGCCACCGCUGCUGCCCACUG